AGAAUGGCUCGCUGCAACGAUGAGAUAUUUGGCCCCUCAGUGGCAAGAAAUUGCCGAUCGGGAUUUGACUUCACAUUACUGUUUGAACAAAGCAUCCUUUCCCUUCUUCCAUCGGCCAUUCUGAUCUUGGUGUUUCCGUGGCGGGUUUCUCGCCUUCUACGGCAAGACGUCAAGGCAGUACAGAACAAUCGACUCUACACGAGGCUGAUCGCUUUUGCGGUUUUCACAGCUCUCCAGAUAGUCCUGUUAAUUGAGUGGGCAUCUCGGUCCGUGCCAUCUAACCGCAUGUCCGUCCCAGCAGCUUCCCUUAGGGUCGUUGAUGCCAUAGUCAUGUUGACCUUAUCAGUCGUUGAAUAUCGACGAUCUAUUCGUCCCUCCACGAUUUUAAAUGUGUACCUGUUAUUUAGUCUCCUCUUUGAUGCCGUCCAGCUGCGGACCCUUUGGCUGAUGCAUGACCAAAUUCCUCUGUCUGCUAUCGCAAGCGCCAGCCUGGCUACGAAAACGAUAUUGUUGCUUCUGGAGGCCCAGAAUAAACGCAAUGUCCUACGAGAUCCAUACAGGAAUCUCUCUCCAGAAUCUGUAGCUGGCAUAUUUACCCGGAGCUGUUUCUGGUGGCUCAAUCCGCUUUUAUGGCGAGGCUUUCGCGCAUUGCUCUCACCAUCGGAUAUGUUCCAAGUGGACUCUGACUUAUCUUCCAGGUCCCUAAAGAGAAGAUUUCUCUUUUACUGGAAUUUGUCGGUGCCAACCAUCAAGUUCAGGUUGCUUCUUUCGGUAGCUCGGGCCCUCAAGCGACCAAUAUUUGCUGCCGCUGUUCCGCGAAUCUUCCAAAGUGGAUUUGCAUGGUGUCAACCUUUCCUAACAUUCAGAGUAAUUGACUACAUUGGGAAUCAUGAUAAGGAGGACAAAAACUACGGGUAUGGCCUAAUAGGAGCGACUGCCCUGAUUUAUAUGGGGCUUGCCUUCAGUAGCGCCAUGCACAAGCACCAGACGUUCCGAAUGAUUACUAUGAUUCGUGGGGGUCUCAUCUCACUUCUUUACGACAAGACACUAAAGCUAGAUAUGGAAAGACUCACAGAUUCAGCAGCCAUGACGCUCAUGACUACGGAUAUAGACAGCAUUGCCACCAAUUGGGUAAAUAUCCACGAAAUCUGGGCGUCUCCUAUUGAUGUUGGUAUUGGGGUCUAUCUACUGCAGCAAAAGCUAGGAAUUGCCUGCAUAGCCCCAGUUGCUCUUGCUCUUCUUUCCAUGCUGGGAAGCACUCAAAUCGCAAAAAUGAUGAGAGGACGGCAGCAACGUUGGUUAGAAGCCGUGCAAAAGCGUGUCGGCUUGACAUCCUCGCUCCUAACAAACAUCAAAGAACUAAAAAUGAUGUCCAUGGCCACCAGUCUAGGUGGCAAAAUCCAAGAUUUGCGGUCAGCUGAAAUCAGAAAGGCAAAGUCCUACCUAAGAAUCGAAUGCCUCAUGAACGUUUGCGCAAAUGUAUCAACGCUCCUGUCCCCAGUUACAACACUUCUUCUCUUUGCCUUUGUGGCAGCGAGUAACCCUUCUGAUCAGCUUACAAGCUCUUUGGUUUAUUACGCUCUCACAAUCGUCGCCUUAAUGUCAUCACCCCUAGCUCAGGCACUGAAUGCGCUUCCAACCUUCGGAGCGUCCCUCGCAUGUUUUACAAGGAUUCAAAAUUACUUGCUACUAGAGGAAAAACAGGACUAUCGAGACGUUAAGCCCAGCCAACAAUCACUAGUUGCAGAUCACCCUUUUGUCAACGAUCAGCAGCCUCCUGGUGCACAAGGAACCGAACCGUGCAAGUCUUCCAUGGUGGGUAGAGAUCACAUGGAUUCAGAUUCAAACGGCUGCGUCUUUGCCAUUCGGAACGGGCAGUUUGGUUAUGAUGAUGAUCCAGAAAAAGCUGUGUUGAGAGAUAUAUAUUGGCAAUGCAAACCUUGUUCCUUCACUGUGGUACUGGGACCCGUUGGAUCGGGGAAAACAACACUACUAAAGGCACUUCUUAGCGAAGUCAAGUGUUUCAAAGGGACUCUUUCUCUGACAGACCUAACUGUUUCCUACUGUGGUCAGGACGUAUGGCUUCAGGACCUGUCUCUACAAGAGAAUAUCCUUGGAGGACUCCCGCUUGAUAAGAGGCAUUAUGAGGACGUGGUUUUUGCGACUGGUUUGGAUUCCGUGAUCUCAAAACUCCCACAAGGUGAUGGAACCAAAGUAGGAUCCAAGGCCGUGAGCCUUUCUGGUGGCCAGAGCCAACGGGUUGCUGUUGCUCGGGCAAUCUACGCACGCAAGUCACUGCUUCUCCUGGACGACUCUUUCAGUGGCUUGGAUACCACAUCUCAGUCGUUGAUUGACAGCCGUCUGUUCGGCCCGACUGGCCUUUUGAGAAAAGUUGGCUGCACUGUUGUUCUGGCCACACACAGCCGGAGGUACCUGAACAGCGCAGAUACGGUCCUUGUACUUGAUAAGAACGGGUUGAUCCAGCAUCAAGGCCCUCCUAUGCAGCUGAGGUUAGUCAGAAGUACGUCAAACAGUGAUAUUGAAGUCCCGAACAGUGAUGCGGAAGAUUGGAGCAGCUCAUCACGAGAGCCGCAAGACGACACAGCACCGAUCUUGGCCUCAGUAGGUCAGAGUUUGUCCGACGACUUGGCUCGGCAGAGAGGUGACUAUUCCAUAUACAAGUAUUAUUUGGCAAGUAUUGGUAUCUUUAACCUACUAAUCUACGUCCUGUUGAACUGCCUCUUUGUAUUUUGUUCUCGUUUUGGGCAAGUUUGGGUCGGCUUCUGGGUCGACGCGGUUGAGACAAGCCCGGGUCGGCACAGUAAUGUUGUGUACAGCUGCUCUUAUGUCGCAAUAAUGGUGGGUGCCUUGAUUAUGUAUGGAUCCGUUCUUUUCUUCAUGUUCCAAGUGAUUGUUCCUCGAUCCGCUCGGAGGCUACACUCGGCACUCAUCGGAACUACGAUACGUGCGCCCUACAGCUUUCACGCCGUCACCAACCCUGGUAUCACAUUAAAUCGGUUUAGUCAAGAUAUAACAUUGGUAGACGUUGAUCUCCCUUCAGCUGCCGUGCAAUUCUUUCUCGACUGCUUCACUUGUCUUGGCCAAGCAAUCCUAAUUUGUACGGGUGCUAAAUACGUUGCCGCAUUCUUGCCGGGGGUGAUUAUCGCAACAUACAUGAUCCAGAAGGUCUAUUUGCGGACCUCUCGACAAGUACGCUUUUUGGACUUGGAAGCUAAAUCACCUUUAUUUAGCCAGAUGUUGGAGACUUACAGUGGAAUUGUCACAAUAAGAGCUCACGGAUGGGAGCAUCGGUUCCAAGAGGAUAAUCUAGCACUGCUGGAUAGGUCUCAGCGACCAUAUUACGCACUGUACUGUAUUCAGCGGUGGCUCAGCUUUGUGCUCUCUUUGUUGGUUGCCGUCGUUGCGGUUAUUCUCGUAACCUUUGGAACCCAGAUCAGAAACAUCACAUCUGGAAACGCAAUGGGCGCAGCAUUGAUCAACGUUCUAAAUUUUGCCCAGACACUGAGCCAACUUGUCGCCGCAUAUACUAGCCUUGAGACGUCACUGGGUGCUGUUGGAAGGAUUAAAUCCUUUACAUCUGAUGUGAAACCGGAGGAUGAUGCAGCAGUGGUCUUACAGAGUCCACAGCUCUGCUCUCACCCAGCCACCGGUAAAAUCGAGUUCAACUCCGUCACGGCAUCUUACAGUUCAAUGUCCAGACCCGCUCUGAGCAAUGUCUCGUUUUCUGUUGAGCCUGGUAUGAAAAUUGGCAUAUGUGGUCGAUCAGGGAGCGGAAAGUCUUCUUUGAUUCUGGCCCUACUGAAGAUGCUACCGCUUCGUGAGGGCGCAAUAACUAUAGACGGUGUCGAUAUCUCCACUAUGUCAUGCGACGCGGUACGAUCCAUAUGCAACACCAUUCCUCAAAACCCCGUGAUCUUCCCUGGAAGUAUUCGACAAAACCUUGACCCUUUGCUAGUCCACUCCGACACAGAGCUACAGGCCGUUCUGGAAUCACUGGAACUGUGGCAAAUUGUGUCGUCACGAGGUGGCUUGGAUUCCGAUAUGGAUAUAUCGCCUUUUAGCCAUGGUCAAAAGCAACUACUUUCCGUCGGGCGCAGCUUCCUGAUGAAUGGCGAGAAACGGAUUUUGAUAGUCGACGAGCUAACGAGUAGUCUAGAUCAAGCAACAGAAACCUUAGUGCUUAACUUCCUGGAAGAGAGAUUUGCCCAGCAUACUGUGUUGGCGGUGACGCAUCGGCUCAGCACUGUCAGUCGAUACGAUCAUAUUGCGGUUUUUGAAAGCGGUAAACUAGUGGAGUGGGGAGAGCCGGGAAAGCUGCGAGAUAGUGAUACUGGGCUAUUCAAGUCAUUCUGGGCUAACUCAGAAUAGGCGCUGAAAGGGAUGGCGGCUUCAAAGGCUCUCUAGCAAUUCAUUCGCCG
Messenger RNA from Aspergillus pseudotamarii, 4439 nucleotides. Its product is annotated as ABC transporter-like protein. Gene Ontology annotation, molecular function: ATP hydrolysis activity; ABC-type transporter activity; ATP binding. Bases 4 to 4389 code for a protein of 1461 amino acids. Gene Ontology annotation, cellular component: membrane. The transcript has 4 exons. Gene Ontology annotation, biological process: transmembrane transport. The record is from RefSeq and is a predicted model, not a curated record. NCBI's taxonomy places the organism in Eukaryota, Fungi, Ascomycota, Eurotiomycetes, Eurotiales, Aspergillaceae.